GAAGUCAUAACUGGCAUAACAUAGGUCGAGUGUAGUGCGAUGCGCGCUCGAGAACGGUCGCGUUUUCGCUGCACUGUACGAAUAUUAUAUUCGCGUUUUGCGCGGCAAUAGCCGCUGCCCGUUUUAGUCGCGAUGAGUUCUAAACCACUCAUCGUCAACGAAGUUUUGGCAUUUAUUAUCCAUGCCAUCGAUUACAUGGACGAGGUCAGCAUCGUGCAGAUCUGCAGAUCAGCCUACAAAGAGGAGGAGGUUUGCAGUGCUAAGCUGAUGCUCUUCCAGUCGCUCGGACAACUAGAGCAGAUGCCAUCCCGCCGAAGGGACGGUGGCGACAAGAGCCUGCAGGACAUCAUCUCCCUGCUGAAGAGGACUGAUCCUGAUGACGUGCCUGAAUUCGUGGCGAGGGACUUACAUAAGCUGCCUCCCGUCACGUUUGAUCACGUCGAUGUCACCGGGCUGCUGAAAGACAUAACUUGUCUAAAGGCAAGCCUGGAAGAUAUGAAGUCCAAGAUGGAAGCGUCACAGGCUACCAUCAAUGACCUGCGUAGUGAAGUGGCGUUGUUGCGCAAUGCUACUUGUGUAAGUGGGUCAUCGGACAUCAAGAAUGUUAACACUCGUCGCGGGGCGCAAAAUGCGUCCGUCAUCAGUUUCGAGUCGGCGAAUUCGAGUGCGUCACCGGUCGCCGAUGUCGCUGACGAUGCACGCCGUCCCGCCGCCACCGCUGUGUCAACACCUGCGGCUGAGGCUCGUGUAGGAACAUCGACCCCAAAACGCGCCUACGCAGCAGUUGCAGCCACCAACAAGCCCGCUGUGACGCAAACAAAGCGGAGCAAAGCAAAAGGGGGUCAACAAACUCGUGGCAAACCACAGCCACCGACUGGUCCGAAGAAGGACACGUGCGACAAGGAUGGCUUCGUAAAGGUAGAAAGGAGAAAAAAGAAGCCACCUUGUAGGAAUCAGUGCGGUACCGCACAAACUGGACCCAACAUCCUGCUGCGUCCUGCAGUACCAACGACGCAGCUGUACGUGUCCCGUCUACAUCACACCACGACGGUGGAGCAGAUCGUGGAGUAUGUCCGGUCCAAGACCAAUUGGACCUUGAGGGUGGAGAAGUUGGAGUCGCGCCACAACACGAACUUCAAGUCGUUCAUGGUGCGAGUUCCAACUCAUCACUUCGAGACCUUCCUCAAGGAAGAGUUUUGGCCGAAGGGUGUCGUCUAUCGGAGAUUCCGAGGAAGGCUACGCGACACCACGCAGCGUAACACGACGCCGACGCUUCGUGUGCAUUAGUUUUAAAGUUAUUUUUUAUAUAAAAUAUGUAUUAGUGUAUAAUUCAAUUGUAUGUAAUAUCUAUGUAUAGUAUUUUUCUAUGGGCCUUUGAUGCCUGAAUCAAAUAAAUAAAUUAAAUUAAA
Messenger RNA from Spodoptera frugiperda (fall armyworm), 1409 nucleotides. RefSeq lists its product as uncharacterized. The record is from RefSeq and is a predicted model, not a curated record. The coding region runs from base 133 to 1287 and encodes 384 amino acids. NCBI's taxonomy places the organism in Eukaryota, Metazoa, Arthropoda, Insecta, Lepidoptera, Noctuidae. The transcript has a single exon.